GUCACUGUGCGGCGGGCCGGUGAGGCCGCGGCAUGGGGCGAGUGCAGCUCUUCGAGAUCAGCCUGAGCCACGGCCGCGUUGUCUACAGCCCCGGGGAGCCGCUGGCUGGGACCGUGCGUGUGCGCCUGGGGGCGCCGCUGCCGUUCCGAGCCAUCCGGGUGACCUGCACAGGUUCCUGCGGGGUCUCCAACAAGGCUAACGACGCAGCGUGGGUAGCGGAGGAGGACUACUUCAACAGUUCCCUGUCGCUGGCGGACAAGGGUAAGUCUGGGAGCCAGUUCCUGACCUGGUCCCAAGUGGUGACCCCUGGGGGCACCCCUUGGAGUGGGGCCUACCUGUCCUCCCCCUUUCCUAGACCUGCCUCUUGGAUCUUGCACUGGCCCAUCUUCUCCCAGGGUUGUGGGCCCUGAUGGGUUUCUCAUAGGGGCUGGGUGGUUGAAGGGGCCACUUUCCACCUGUGCUGGAUGUGGGUGCGCUCUGACUCCUGGCACAGCUGUUUCACCCUUGCCCCAUUCCCAAACCACUCUCCUGUUCAAGCCCUUACCCUCGGUCCUUCACCCAGGCCACAGCCCUGUGCUGCUGUGACUGAGACAGGGAGACCCAGUGUGAGCUGGCCAGCUGCACUGCCCACUCUUAUCUUGGCUCUGUGGCCACCUCAGGCCUCGGAGGCCUGUCCCCACCGCCCCCACCUCCCUCCUGUCUCUGCAGGGAGUCUGCCCGCUGGAGAACACAGCUUCCCCUUCCAGUUCCUGCUUCCUGCCACAGCACCCACGUCCUUUGAGGGUCCUUUUGGGAAGAUCGUGCACCAGGUGAGGGCCGCCAUCCACACGCCACGGUUUUCCAAGGAUCACAAGUGCAGCCUCGUGUUCUAUAUCUUGAGCCCCCUGAAUCUGAACAGCAUCCCAGACAUUGAGCAACCCAAUGUGGCCUCUGCCACCAAGAAGUUCUCCUACAAGCUGGUGAAGACAGGCAGCGUGGUCCUCACAGCCAGCACUGAUCUCCGCGGCUAUGUGGUGGGGCAGGCACUGCAGCUGCACGCCGACAUUGAGAACCAGUCAGGCAAGGACACCAGCCCUGUGGUGGCCAGUCUGCUGCAGAAAGUGUCCUAUAAGGCCAAGCGCUGGAUCCACGACGUACGGACCAUCGCGGAGGUGGAGGGUGCAGGCGUCAAGGCCUGGCGGCGGGCACAGUGGCAUGAGCAGAUCCUGGUGCCUGCUUUGCCCCAGUCGGCCCUGCCAGGCUGCAGCCUCAUCCACAUCGACUACUACUUACAGGUCUCUCUGAAGGCACCGGAAGCUACUGUGACCCUCCCGGUCUUCAUUGGCAAUAUUGCUGUGAACCAUGCCCCACUGAGCCCCCAGCCAGGCCCAGGGCUGCCUCCCUGGGCCCCACCCCUGGUGGUGCCUUCUGCACCACCCCAGGAAGAGGCUGAGGCUGCGGCUGGCGGCCCCCACUUCUUGGACCCGGUCUCCCUCUCCACCAAGAGCCAUUCGCAGCAGCAGCCCCUGCUGGCCACCUUGGGUUCUGUGCCUGGUGCCCCCGAGCCCUGUCCUCAGGAUGGCAGCCCUGCCUCAUACCCGCUGCGGCCUCCCUUGUGCAUUUCAACAGGUGCCACUGUCCCCUACUUUGCAGAGGGCUCUGGGGGACCAGUGCCUACCACCAGCACCUUGAUUCUUCCUCCAGAGUACAGCUCUUGGGGCUACCCCUAUGGUGAGUCGAGGGCCAGGGCUUGGCAGGGAGGGGACGCCAGGAGCCCCAUGCAGACCCUGCUUUCUCCCCGCAGAGGCCCCACCGUCCUAUGAGCAGAGCUGCGGCGGCGUGGACCCCAGCCUGACCCCUGAGAGCUGACCCCGUGCUGCCUUCUCCAGGCAGGCCUGGCCUCUGCCCUGGAACUGGGGCGCCCAGGGCCUCGUGCCUUCUCUCUCAGCCUGGCCUGGCCCACUCAGGACCUGCCCAGCCUCUGCCAGCUCCUCUGGCGUCCACCCUCUUCUCCCUGGGGCUGCGGUGGGGGUGGCAGGGAGCUGGGACCUAGAGAGAUGCCUCCUGUAAAUAAAACGCUUUAUUUGUAGA
This is a messenger RNA of Piliocolobus tephrosceles (Ugandan red Colobus), 2070 nucleotides long. RefSeq names its product arrestin domain containing 1 (gene ARRDC1). The coding region runs from base 465 to 1802 and encodes 445 amino acids. Gene Ontology annotation, cellular component: cytoplasm. The record is from RefSeq and is a predicted model, not a curated record. NCBI's taxonomy places the organism in Eukaryota, Metazoa, Chordata, Mammalia, Primates, Cercopithecidae. The transcript has 6 exons. Gene Ontology annotation, molecular function: ubiquitin-like ligase-substrate adaptor activity; ubiquitin protein ligase binding. Gene Ontology annotation, biological process: protein transport.